Molecule: messenger RNA, 738 nt
Organism: Plasmodium reichenowi
Lineage: Eukaryota; Apicomplexa; Aconoidasida; Haemosporida; Plasmodiidae
Exons: 1
Coding region: 1-738 (245 amino acids)
Source: RefSeq, a predicted model, not a curated record
AUGAAAUUUUUUUCUGUUUUAUUCCUAAUACAAUUUAUAAUAUAUAUAUUUUUUUUUAAAACUGUAGUUAAAUCACUAAAUCUAAAGAUUGAUUUAGAUGAUAAAAGGUAUACAGUAUUAUAUGAUGAAAAGAAAGUAAAAUUUGCAGAUCUUGAUCUUUUAAAAAUUAUGUUCCAUCCGAAUCAUGUGAGACAUUGUAGUAAUUCUAUUAUUAAUUAUAUGAUGAAAUUAUCAUCAGGAACUUCACCAUAUAUUAUGUUUGUAGUAAAAAAUGUUAAUAUUACAUUUGAGAAACCAUUAGAAUAUAAUGAUGAUUAUAAAAUUUUUGGUGCUAUAACUAAUUAUGGUAAUACAUCAAUAAAAUUAACCGUAUUUGGUAUAGGAUCAGAAAAAAAAAACAAAUCCUAUACUAGUGCAAUCGAUUUCUUUAAUGUUAAAAAAUUAUUAUUAGAUAGCUAUACAUCUAAUAAUAAUUAUGAAGUGAAUGAAAAUAAUGAAGCCAUUCAUAAUCUUUUAAAAAAUUAUAAUGAAGAGAAAUCAGAACCAAUCAAAUUAACUCAACAAUAUGCUAAAGAAUUAGCUGAAGGAAAAACAUGUAAAAUAUAUUUCAAGGCGCAAUAUACCUUAGUUAAAAUAAGUAAAGUCGGAUCAAAAGCAUCUGUAACAGAGGAUUUUAAAAAUGAAUACCCAGCAAUCGAUGAAGAAAAAUUAAAAGAUUUAAUUAAUUCAUUUUGCUAA